Molecule: messenger RNA, 1026 nt
Organism: Phalaenopsis equestris
Lineage: Eukaryota; Viridiplantae; Streptophyta; Magnoliopsida; Asparagales; Orchidaceae
Product: protein NRT1/ PTR FAMILY 5.2-like
Exons: 2
Coding region: 1-1026 (341 amino acids)
Biological process (GO): transmembrane transport
Cellular component (GO): membrane
Molecular function (GO): transmembrane transporter activity
Source: RefSeq, a predicted model, not a curated record
AUGAUGCAGGUGGUGGUGGCAGCAAUGAAGAAGUAUGGAGUAAGCCUGCCCGCUGAUCCCAAGGAGCUACAUGAGCUUGGCCUGCAUGAGUAUGCGGGCAAUGGCAAAGUUCGGAUUGGUUACACUCCUUCAAUGAGAUUUCUUAGCAAAGCGGCGAUCAAAACAGGAAAAUCCAGCAGCCCAUGGUCUCUCUGCACGGUGACGCAAGUAGAGGAAACCAAGCAAAUGGUGAGAAUGAUCCCCAUUCUGAUAGCCACCUUCAUCCCCAGCACAAUGCUCGCCCAAACCCACACUCUGUUCGUCAAACAGGGCGUCACUCUCGACCGCCGGAUUGGGCCCCAUUUUCGCAUCCCUGCAGCAAGUCUCGCCGCCUUCGUCACCAUCUCAAUGCUCAUCUCCAUCGUCAUUUACGACCGCGCCUUCGUUCCCCUUGCCCGCCGCUUCACCGGAAAUCCCCGCGGCAUCUCUCUCCUCCGCCGCAUGGGCACCGGUAUCUGCAUCCACAUCGUUAUAAUGCUGGUCGCCAGCCUCGCCGAGCGUCGCCGCCUCUCCACCGCACGCGCACACGGUGUCUCCACCAAAGACGCAACCGUCCCUCUCACCAUCUUCAUCCUCGUCCCACAGUUCGUGCUCACGGGAAUCGCCGACGCCUUCCUUGAGCCUGCCAAGAUUGAAUUUUUCUAUGAUCAAGCGCCGGAAGGGAUGAAGAGUCUGGGGACUUCUUAUGCAAUGACGACGCUUGGGGUUGGGAAUUUUCUGAGCAGCUUUCUGCUGUCGACGACGGAGAAGGUGACGAGGAGGUUGGACGGCGGCGGGGAGGGGGGUUGGAUACUCAACAAUCUCAAUAAGUCUCAUUUGGAUUACUAUUACGCUUUCUUUGUUGUUCUGAAUGUCGUCAAUUUCUUCUUCUUCCUUGUUGUUAGCCGACUGUAUGUUUAUAAAGCAGAGUCAAGUACUGAGACUGAUGAGGCUUUUGAAGAAUCCGAUCAGGAGAAAUCGAAGAAUAUUGAAGAUCAAGAUGGGUAG